Messenger RNA from Elaeis guineensis (African oil palm), 2944 nucleotides. RefSeq lists its product as uncharacterized. The record is from RefSeq and is a predicted model, not a curated record. NCBI's taxonomy places the organism in Eukaryota, Viridiplantae, Streptophyta, Magnoliopsida, Arecales, Arecaceae.
GCAGAGCACAUUCAGAAAACUGAUCAUUGACCGAUUCCAAUGGAAAGUCUAACAAAGACCACCACUUCUGUCCAAUACCUCAACCAAACAUUGUUGAUUUUUCCGCACCUCUGCUGCUAAACAAUAAUGAAUUAAAUAUGAUUUUUGAGGCUUGAUAUCGGCACAAAAUAUUUUGAAGCAAACACCAGACUAAAGAGAGAAGGUUCCUUUGCCCCCAAAAAGAUCUAGCAAUGAAGUUUAAGAAACAACAAUCAGGGGAAGGUGCGCCAAGCAUCCAAGUGAAUAUCACCGAGACUGCAGAUAGAGGCAGAAGCAAUCUGUUCCACUGGGGCUCGACAUUUUUUGAGCCUCAGAAAUCGCCUAACAAUCCAACCCCAACCGGACGAAAUGGAGGUGAAGGCAGCACGAUUCGGGCUCCCGAAAAGAAGCUGACUCUCUUUGCCCUCCGCCUCGCCAUCUUGGAAAAAGCUGCAAGUGGCCUAGGAACACUAGCAUUCAUCUGGGCCACUGUCGUUCUUCUCGGUGGCUUCGCGGUGCUGCUGGAGACCAUUGAUUUCUGGUUUGUGACAGUUAUCCUACUCAUCGAAGGCACCAGAAUCUUCAGCCGGAGCCAUGAACUCGAAUGGCAGCACCAGGCAACAUGGACCCUAGGGGAUGCUGGAUGGAACAGCUUCCAGGCAAUCAAGUCCAGCUCCCGCUUCAUCUUUCAGAAGAUCAAAGCCAUCUUUCAGCUGCCUUCUAUCACCAAAACAGAUGGCGACCGUAGUCGGACGAUCACACAGAGCAACCAGACAAUCAGAGAGGUCCAUAACCAAGUGGUGCAACAUAUGCUUAAGCGGACCUGGUACAUUCCCAAUGUUCCAUUGAUUCCCCAUGCUGGCUGGAUCUUUCUAUUGAAAAAUGUCAGCAUGAUUCUUAUAUGGCUUCAGAUUCUAUCAGCUACCGCCUGUGUGACGCUCUCCUCGAUGCGCCUCAUCAAGCAGCACUAUGGUGGAGUAGGACAAGAUGAUCAAAAAAGAAACAGGAAGCCAGCACUGGACAUAUUCUAUGGACUAGCACUGGCUGAAGCCUUGAUGUUCCUGCUGGAGAAGGCAUACUGGAAUUGGAAGAUCUCCUAUGGCGAGUUGCUGGAACAUGUGAGCCUGGAGUGUGAAUUAGGACCAUCUGGGAUUAUAUCAAUCAAAAGAUUCUUCUAUGAUGCAUACUCCAAAUGCAUCAAUGGAAGCAUCUUCGAUGGCCUAAAGACAGACCUUGUGACCUACUCUCAAGAGCUCUUGGACUCUGAUUUUCCAGAUGAGCAACUCAUCGGAGCUCGAAUCCUGCAGAAGCUUGUAAAAAGCAACCAGUUUGCCUCUGAGACACUACGGAAGAUCGGGACUUCGACGUCGGUCAUUGAGAGACUGGUCGAUAUGUUAAAUUGGAAGAACCCAACUGAAGAAGAGAUCAGGGGGUGUGCAGCAGAAAUUGUGUCGAAGCUUGCCGGGAGGAAGCAAAAUGCACUUCGAGUUGCUGGAAUUCCAGGGGCGAUGGAGUCCAUAUCAUCAUUGCUGUGCACGGGCAGAAGCUCCAAUGCAAAAUCCCAUGACGUCCAUCAGAAUCCGGUCAUCGCCGACCAACCAGACUAUGACUUUGCAGGAUUUAAUCUUCUGGGUCUGCUGAUACUGAAGAAGCUCGCUCAUGAUCAUGAAAACUGUGGGAAGAUUGGGAAUGCCAGAGGCCUCCUGCCAAACAUCAUAGACUUCACGAAUACUUGUCAGAGUCUGCUACGAAAUGACCAAGCACCAGAGUCCCAGAUCAAAGCAGUGAAGAGGUCUCUCCAAGUGGUCAAGAUGUUAGUAAGCACCACCGGAAACACCGGGACAAUGCUCCGGCAGGAAAUCUCAGAGAUUGUCUUCACAGUGAGCAACAUCAGGGAAAUCUUGCAGUAUGGGGAGAGUCACAUGGUGCUGCAGAAGCUGGGGAUAGAGAUUCUAGAGAGCCUGGCAAUGGAUGAGAAUGCAAGGGAGAAGAUUGGGAGCACAGGUGGGAUUAUUAAACUUCUGCUGUUCAUCUUCUUUAGGCCAGGAUUUACAGAGGAUGAGAACUCGGUGAGCAACGAGGCAGCGAAGGCGCUGGCAAUGCUGGCACUGGAGAGCAAGAAGAACUGUGAACGUAUCUUGAAGGUGCAGGAGGUGAUGGACCGUCUCAUAGGUGUGCUGAAUGAUCCAGUUCUCCGAAUCAAUGCUUCCAGGAUCCUUCGGAACUUGUGUGCAUACUCUGCGACCGAACGCUCCGAUCGCCUCAGGGGAGUCGUUGCUGCCAUGCCUACUGUAUUAAGAGCCAUAAUGCUAGAGAAAGAUAAGUUACUAGAGGUAUCAAUUGGGCUCACCACGCAGAUAUGCAAAUUUAUGAGUUCCACAGAAUUUUCCAAGGAACUAGAACGAGCUGGCAUUAAGGAGACUGAUCUCGUACAGAAACUCAUAGAGAUACUGAACAAAUACAACUAUCCAGAAAUUAAGGUUCCAAGAAUAAGAAGGUUCGUCAUUGAACUAGCAAUCUGGAUGAUGAAAUCUGACACAAAUUAUAUACGGUUAUACAAGAAUUUUGAGAUGGACAAGUUAUUGGAGAACGUAGCAGAAACCACAUCAGAGCUCGAAUGCUUCCAUGUUUUCUCUGGCAGCGUGGGACUGAGCAAGCACAGCAGAACUCUCUCCUCUGUUGUAGAUACAGCACUAGAGUUGAUGACAGAUGAUUGAAGUGAAAGGACAUGAACUGCUAUGCAAACCCAAUCAUACGUGCAGUUAAGCAAUAGAAAUGUUAGAUGUCAUUCAAUUUACGAAAUGUUGUAUAAAAUAAGGUAACUCUGUUUAUAUCACUCAAUGCAUGUGACAGAAUUAUUUGAUUCCAUAGAUUUUUUUCAGAUGCUCUCAGUCUAUUUUAUAAUGCAAUACCGGGAUCAUUAUCU